UUUAGCGUGUAAGUCAACGAUUUCGUAUAUCCAGCGAGUCGGAAGGUAUUAUCACAACGCAAAUGUGCGACCUAAAUCUCGUUUACUGUACCGUGGCAGUCCACCCGGAAGACAGCUAAACGCAUAUCGUUCAAGCGGGAAAAGCACCCUGUUUGCUGUCUUCGUUAAAACAUGGCUUUAGUGGAUCGACUAAUGACAUCAAAAUCAAAUGGGGACUCCUCAUCCUCUACAUCACCACCAUCAAAGGCAGCUUCAGCAGCUGUUUCUCUGAUUGAAAAGAAAACAGAGGAGGCACUACCCUCUGUGGGAAAAACAGGCAGUCUUUCACCACAGCUACCUAAAGCCUGCACUUCAAAUCCUAAGGAAGACGCAAAGAAGAGUCCACACCUGUCAGUACUCAGCCUGAGAAAGCCAAAGUCAAGGAAUAGUUCUGAAAAGCCAUCGUUACCAUCAACUGAUCUGUCACAAGCACCACAGCCGCUACCUCCAGACCCAGGCACAGCUCAGUCCAAACCAUCCAGACUUCGUCUGCCUAAUUCCAGUCCCAUGGACUAUAAUGUCUGGAAUGACUCAGUAGACCCUUCUCCUUCAGAGUCUGAGUCUGAUUCUGAUCAGGACCUUCCAGACAUGCUGUCCUGUCCAGAAGUAUCCAAGGCACUUCCACAGAAAGGUGAUCCUGUCUGGGUAAAACACAGGAACUACAAUUUCUGGCCUUGUUUGGUAUUAUCUAGCAACCAUAAAACAAAAAAGAUUAAUGUCCUCUUUCUGGAUCAAACCAAUGGCAUUAACGUGCGUUUAGGGGAGAGGAUAUACCUGAAAUACAACCGGAAAAAAGUGCUUCCUUAUAACCACCAGAACAAGAAACAGUUUGAGGCUGAAGGAAGCUCACUUACUGGACCAUUGCAGAAGAGUUUCCAGGCAGCUAUCCUAAACAUGGAAGAUUAUCUUACAAAGCGAGCUUUAGGGCACAUCACACCUUAUCACCAUUUCUUCGGUGAUACUUCUGCCAGUUCUAGUGGUUUGGUUGGUGACAGCAUGAGCAAUGUCACACAUGGAAAUGAGGGAUCACUUUCAGAAACAAAUGAUAAACAAGAAGAGAACCGGCCAUUAAAUUGUACAGCAGACACAACUACACCAGCAAACAAAUGCAGGAAUCCCACUCGUAAGCGGACAUUGACCCCUGAUGAAAGAAGGGAGAGACGUAAAAAGACCAACGAACCCUUGGUUGACUACAUAUGUGCAGAAGACAUGAAGGAUUACCUUUUCAAGAUCUGGAAGAGGCACAUACCAUCUGAGCGACAUGAGAAGUUUUUCAAGGGACAGAAAGAAAGGCGGGAACUACAGGAAACAAGUUUUGGUCCCAUCGAUGACGAUGACCAGCUUGACAAAAUCAUAGAGAAUCUUGGACAAUGGUGGCAAGAGGCAUCAGGAGAGACAAUUCCCAACACAGACUACUUGUUUGGUGUAUGGUUACCUGAGGCAAUCGUGAAAGGGCUGUGCAAAUUUAAAAAAGUUGGAAUGACAAAAGCAUGGGAGUAUUUCAGACAAGGGAUAAAGCUGUCCAAAGUAGAACGGAAAGAGAUUCAGGACUCCCUGUUGGGAAGAAUAAUACAUACCACCUAGUUCCGGGUGAGUGAGGCAUAUGGCAUGGAUUCUGAAAUUAUGUUCUUCACACUUUUGAAGGAUUCUGGGAUUGUUUGUAUUUAUAGUUGAAGGCAUGGUGAAAGGGAUGCCCCCUUUGAAGACAGCAGUGUACCAGACUUGCAGCUCACCAGAUCUUCCAUGUUAAUGUCAGUGAAGAGAUGACUUUAUGUUGCUUUCUGGUAUUUAAAAAAAAAAAAAACCUUUAUCUGUAUUUCUAGUCAAGCUCAUCCUCACCUGUUGUACCUCUCAGGUAUAUUUUGAAGCCAGUCAUCUCACAUAAGCCAGAGUGCAACUGUUUUUCCAUGAUAAUCCAUGGAGGUCAUGUCUGUUUGGUAUGCCAGCCUCAGGAGAAGAUUUUGAGAUGUUUUCAGGUAAUUAACUCAGGCUUCAUAUACUGUAUUUUGUACACAAAUGCUCACUUAUUUCUUCCUGUUAUUUUUUUAGUUCCUUUUUUUUUUAUUUAAUUAAUUGAAAAGUAGUUAAUUAAAAAAAAUGCCCAAAAAAAUGUCGAACAAGCUUUCCAGAUAGUCAUAGUAUCAAACUUUUGCACCGAGAAGACAUUAAAAACUGAAAAUUAUGAAGAUUAUUUUUGUAUUGGUAGAUUCAUUGAAAUUAACCUCAUUGAUAGCAAAUUUAAAAAAACACCCUCAUUUAACAUUAUUCUUUGUCAACUCUAUUCACUUCAACACGGAAGAAGAAAAAAGCACCUGGUAGUCUGAUUAUUGUUGUCAUAUAUGGCAUGUUGACGUAUAGUGUAUUUUAUGAAGAGAAUUUAAGUCUAUUGUUGUGGACACAGUUGUUAUGAACAUGUAUUCAUGAUAUGUUGCUUCAAGACAACAAUAAAAUCUCACUAUUCUCCUUACUUAUAUAAAUCAGAUCUGGACUGUUUAAGAUAAAGAUUUUUUUAUGUAGGUGGCCUUCAAAGCAGCAUUUUAUUCUGAUAAUAUUUGUCAUAAAAAUUUAGUAAAUAUUUCUAUCGAGCAUAGUUUGACAUGUAAUAGGCAUCUUAUGACUAUUAUUAUUAAAUUGGCUUUUGGGUAUUCUAAAUAAUAUGAAUAUAAAGAUGUACACAAGUAUAAUGCUCUGCCACAACACUAGAGUUAUACAUGUCCUGACCAUGAGUGUGCAUAACGUGUCUGUGUUUACCUUGUGUGUGGGUAGUUGUGUCUGUUGUAGAAGUGGGUUUCUUACAUGAAAAAUGGGUGCAUGAUGUUCAUGAAUGCCUUUAUGUUGUUAGGUCUGUCUAUCACUUCUGUAAAGCAAUUUGGAUAAAUCAUUGGAAAAAUGCUAUAAAAAUGUUCAUUGUUAGUAUUAUGCUUAAAGCGUAUUUCAAUUACAUGAAAAAUGGAAACAGUAGAAAGCAUACAACAAAGAAAAACAAUGAAAGCUGCAGAUGAAACAAUAGCCAGAUGAAAACCUGUGGCCUGAAAUCCCAGAUGUUUGCAGAUAGAAAGAUAUUAAAUAUUUCAGGUAUCCAUUUAAUCCCUUUUUUUUCAGGGAAUUUAUAGUAUUUCCAGCUGAGUCUGGACUGAAUAAUAUUUUUGUUUAAGAAAUAUAUAAUCAAAAAUUUUUAUUUGAUGGGAGGUUUGGAAUAUCACAUAUGCUACAGAUAAUUUUGAGUUUCAUGCAUCAAUGAUAGCUGAGCUUGUGGCUGUAAAAAAUUUUGUUGUUUCUUUUUUGUGAAAGGGGAUAUUUAAGAAAACUCUUCUGUUGUUAUGCUUCUAUUCUGCUUGUUAAAGUCUCUGAUGUACGUUGUUGUAUUGAACCUAUGAAAUUGUACAUAUUGCUGUCUUGGAUAUAACAUUGAUAUACACAUGGUCACAAACCAGGCAGUUUGGCUGCUAAACAAAAUGUUUUGAACAAAUGUGCAGUUCAUCUUGAAAAGUUUUCUCCGUAUAGCUUUGUAAAAGUCUUUAUAAAUAUGGAAUCACACACUGCAGAUUUUACAGAGGUAAUCCCAUCUGUACAUAUAUCUUACAAAUUUGUGGUGAUGUUGUUUCUUUGUUUUAUAUGCUUGUUAGUAAGUACUUUGCUUGAGAUUGUUUGUUGUGAUGAAUCAUAUGUAAUAGGGGAACAAUGUGGAAGAGUAUCACACAAAGGGAUCCUUUGUCAUGACAACAUUGAUAACUACAGGUGAAACUAAAAUUUUUUUCAAAUUUUACAGAAUAGUAUUCAUAUCAGAGCUUUUUGUGAUAAAGCUAUACAGUGUGUCAAUAGAAGGCAAUAAUAAUAAUAAGUGAAAGGUGUGUGUAAAGUAUUGCAUGUCGUGGCCUGUGAACUACAUUUAAUUGUAAAUUUCACAUCAGCAUAAGCAGCUGAAAUUCAGCGUCACAGGUUUUACUUGUUGUGGUUUUUUUUUUGUGUGUGUGUUUUUUUUAGGGGGAGAGAUAUUUUGUUGUUUUUCAGAAUUUGCUGUGUGUGAAGUCAGUGGGGUUGUCUUGUGAGCAUUAAUGUUUUGAUUGUAGAGCCAAGUCAUCCAUGUGUUGUUUUUUGGGGAGGUGUCAUGUCCUGAAGAAAGUAGACUGAAAUGCAAAGGUUAUUAAGAUGCGGGUGUAUUUUGCAUUUAUUCCAAAACCACACAUUAAGCAGAUGCAAUAACUGGUUGCUGUGUUGUAGUUGUGAAGCUUAGUCUAUGGCUUUUCUUUUGCUACACCCAAACCCUGCAUCCAAUUGCGGUUACACUUAUAUUUAUAUUUCCUACCAUUUCUCUGUUAAGAAAAUCAUUUCGCAAAUAAAUUACUGUGAUUCUGAAUUCUGUUAACACGUUUUCACUUUGGCUGUUUUAUCACAUUGAAGCCAAUGUGAGUUAAGCCCAAAACUUGGAUUUGAUCGGCGAAAGCUUCACAUAAAAGAAAAAAAAGUUGAAGGGACCAAACAGUAAAUUCAUAUUUUUCAUUGUUCCUUGCCACUUCAUUGUUGAGCAUAGAGCUUGCAUAACCAUCUCCACUUUAGAGGGUCUUUAAUUUCUUGUGCCUCCUCCAUUGAGCUCUCAUUCAGUUCUAACUUCUACAUAGACAUCUGUUAUUCCCAUUUCCCGGAGGAUUCAGUCGUACUUUCAGAUUCUUGCUAUCAAACAAAUAUUAUUGGUAGUGCAUUGUCUAGUAAAUGUUUUACCUUGUUAAUGAUAACUCUGUGUCUUUGCCAAAAUCAAUAACAGUGAAGCCAAUUAUUGGAUGUCUCAUCAUAAGACCUGCGUCUCCCUGGUGAAUAUUUGUACCUGUGUAUGACUGUGUUUUCAUUAAAGAGACAGCUUUGAUAAGUUGCUGCACCACUAAACUCAUUUCAGUCUAGCUUGCUUUAAAUUUGCUGAGUUUUGUGUUUGUGAGACUUUCAUUAGAAAACAGGUGUGCAGCAAUCUCAUGUUUAGAUUUUGUAAUGGGGACCACAGAUGAUGCAGAGUCCAUCAGUUGGAUAUAACUUUUUCUGUUAUGAAACCAGUGUUAUGAUUGUGCACACAAAAACUGACUUGAGAAUUGUACAUUUUCUGAAUAGUUUUACUGAAGAAAGUAGAAUUUGCUUAAAACCAACUUUCAGUUGCCACCAUAGCUUAUCAAAGAUCCUGAAGACUGAAUGUGCUUAAGGUUCAGCUUUAGUUUGCAUGGACAACCUGAUUUAGGACAAGUCCUACCCUUGUGAGAGUUCUGUGUUGAAAGUGUCUGUAAAAUAGUGGCUGUAGCCUUCCUUGACUGAUAUUUUUGUAAGCUGCAGAACCUAUCACUUAGGUCCAGACUUCCCCACUUUAAUAAACAGUUUUCUGGGCUUAUACUUCAAUUUCUCUCAGAUCACAUCAUUUCUUGCACUUGCAGAUUGCUGUAAACAAGUGUGCCAAUAAAUCUAACAUUAUUCUACCAUGCCCACCCACUGCCACCUGACAGUACAAAGAGUCCCUAGUUUAACCUGCGGUUACCUUCCACUCAUAACGUCUACCUGUAUGCUUAACCUAUCUUAAAUACAUUUGAGGCUUGCUGUGUUUGAAGAUAUUUUAAAUCUGUCCCAUCCCCAACCCCCUUGUACCAAAUGGAACGAAAUUCUCUCUCCCUGGUUUUUCUUCGUGUGUUAUCACAUCAUGAUCAUUGCAAACAUUUACGCUUGAUCCAUCAGAGGCAGCAAACGGUCUGUUAGAAUGACAGGUCGUCAGUGUUCAGGGCUGUUUCCUUGUAUUUGGAAGGAAACAUCACUAUUGGCCAGUACAAUGAUUUUACAGAAUAACAUCAGAAUGUCUUACUGCUGCUGUCAGGGCACAUUUUAUAUCAAGGAUGCACACCAUGUUUCAUAAAUAUCAUUCCUAUUUUCUGUUUUAUUUUUAACUGAACAUUUGUUAUUGUUCAAAAUGCUUUAUGGUAAAUUUUGUAUUUGUCAUCAUGUGUGGACUUUAUUAUCAGUAAGGAGGGUAGAUGUUUCACAAGUUGCACUUGUUUAAAAAAAAUGGGGGGGGGGGGUAUUUUGGUGACUUUUUGUACUCUUGGUCCCAUUGAUUCUGACUAGGUUGUGCUAUGGGAAUUGACUCUAAAGGUGCCAUACUGAAGAAUUUUCAUGUUUGUCAUCUUUCCUUGGCAGCUUGCCUGUUGCCACUGCUGUUUAUGAUUUCAUAUGCAUAUGGGCAUAUGCCCAUAUUGUUUUCAUAGCAUUUAAAGCUUUCUUACAAGGCAAAUGCUCUAUAGUGUACAAUAAUAAGUGCUUCCAUUUUCUUUUCUUAUGUUAUGCACAUGUAUCUUACUUACAGCAAGCUUGUGUUUUGUAUGUUUGGUUUUUCGUGAUUUGGUAAUACAUUUGUUGUUCUAUGUUCUAAAAGUGUAGGAAUUUCUCUUUUCUUAAAGAACACUUAAUUGUGCUUAAGUUAGAUAAUAACGAUAAUAAAUGCAAGAUUUGUGUAGCGCGUACUCACGCUUGUAAGAAGCAUGCUCAUAAUACUUAAGGACAGGAACAAGACAUGGAAAAUACACGAGGGACAGAAGAACAAACAACAUAUAAAUGACAGAAUGAUAAACAACAGUACUGAUGAUGAAUAAAAGAGAAACAGAAAAUAAAAAGAGGAACCAAAUAAAAAGAUCUGAGAGCAUCAUGAUUUUGCAAAGGAAGACAAGUACCAAUAAGUAAAAAUGGUGGAAGGUGUGUGGCAAAGGACUAGCAUAGGAGUAAUAAUCAAGGAAAAGGUGCAUUUAUAGUACACAUUUAAAGGAUUCAAUGGUGGGUAGGUGGCAGAUAUGGAAAGGGAGAGAGUUCCAUUGUUUUGUAUCACCAUAGCUAAAAAUCCUGUUACCAUAUGUUGUGAAACAUGAAAUAUCUUCAAAUGAUGUUGGUAAACUAGAAACCAAGGGGAGAGUUUUUACUGGGGCUAGAUCUGGGGGAAAAAACAUCUCAGAGGCCAAACAUGUCCUGUUAUAUUUGAUGGUCAUGUAGGUAUCUCCAUUGUUUAUAUUUCUUUUUGAAUAGCCUUAACACUUCAUUGUUCAUUUGUCCUUGUUUGUUUAGGUGAAUCAUUAAUGAAGGAGGAAAUUCCCACCAUAUGCUUGAUUCUUCCGUUGGAAUACUCCAUUUGGUGAUGUCAUUAUUAACAUGGAUCACAAAGAGUAAUAGUUCUCUUAUCUGUAAGAGACUGCUGAAGAAAAGUCAUUAAUACUGUUAAGGUUACUGCAGUCAAAAACUAUUAUACUGACAUUUUAUAAAGAGCAUCAUAUUUCUUAUCUAAAUUCAUACUUUAUGUAAUCAGAAGACCUUUUUUUCAUACAAAACAGUUUAAAAUACAUCUUUGGUAAAAAUGCUUUUGCAAGAUAAAAGCAAAAACUUCACUAAUCAAUUUUAAAUACAUUAGCUACACCACUUGUGAGGAAAAAUACAGCUGAAUUUACACACUUUCUAAAACAAAUGUGUACAGAAAUUGUUUAAAUUAUAUUGCCACUUCAAGAACAGGUUAAUACUACAAUAACAGUUUGUGAUAAGAGUGAAGGUGUAUUAACAGUAAUAUUAGGUCAAUUUAAGGAUAGAUUUUCUUGACACUUUCUGUGGAUAGCUUUUUUUUCCCCAAAGCAGGCAAAGAAAGGGAAAAUGCUUCAUGUGUCUUGCCCUUGUAGAAGGUAGCAUUUAUGCGGCAAGACCCACUCUGUGUUAUGUCGAGCCAUGGUGGGUAGGACAUCUGGGUUAUAUGGGUAGGAAUUGCCAGUCUUACAUUAUGUAACAAGCAUACACACACCACUUCUAGGACAACUGAUAGAAAAGUAAAGAUUCUGCAGACUAUUUCAUUAUAAAAUUUUGACAGUAACCAUUCUGCUCAGAGGUUUGAACAAUACACUAAGCUUGAACCUCAGUAGCCCAAGAUUGUGAACAAGAACCCGAUGUUAAAUGGAUUGGAGUAGUCAUGUGACUUCAAAGGGGCAGCAGUGCAGGAUGUGCCUUAGCCUUAUAGUAAUGCCUGUGCUUUCCUGCUCAGAACACAUUUACUGUACUGGAAGGCCAUAAAUUCAACAGUUAAUAUGUGGACCACAAUAGGCAUUUGUGAAUUUAAACAUAGAACUUGAUAUAAUCAAACCUAUAGAUUAUUUUUCAGAAGUCUAAGCUUAUUAAUUAACGUGAUAUGGAGAGCUGUGUUUGUUUUCUUACCAAAUAUAAAUCUUCUGUUUUAUUGAAGAUUAAUAUGUGCAUGGUCACUUCUUAUUGCCCCUGCUGUACUGUGCAAUUUGUAUUCUGUACCUGAUUUUGCUUUUCAAAUGAAAAAAAUUAUUUUUGAAGGGAGAGGGCAUUGGAGAAUGAUGCAUUGGUAAAUAAAAUAUUUGCUGCUUUAUUGCUUUACCCAGUUUUACAGUUCCAUCCCUAGGUAAAUAUUGUUAUUUAAGUACUUGUGCUUGUAAAGUUAAUGGUUUACCCUUCUGUGUAGUGUUAUGUUUAGCUUAUUUCUAUGAUGUUAGUACUCUGGUGGUAUUAUGUUUACGCCAUAUCAGUGGCAUAAAAUAGGUUGGUUCUAUAAUUGUCACUCACAGCUGGCAAUACACAUUGUUGUUAUGCUUUGGUAUUUGUCUUCAGGAAAACCAUUGUAUAAAAAGGAAAAAAAGAAAUCAAGAUGCGAAAAAAAAAGCCCAACGAAAAAAAUGGGAGUAGAUUGUAAGAAAGAGGAUUGAUACAAUGUCAUAUUUAUACAAACAAAAAUAUUUUAAAAUAGUGUAGUGUCUUAAUUAUAAACCAUAAUUAUGUUCAAUCUCGUUAUCAGUAGAUGAGAUUAAUUUGUUUAUAAUUAUUGGGUAAUGUUGGUGUUGAUUUUGAUAUUAGCCAUGUUGAUUUGAAACCCAUACUUUUUCCCCUACCUCUUUUUUUUGUAAGCAAAGAGUCCUUGGUAUAUGGAAUAAUGGAUAAUAGAGAAGAAGUUUGUUUUGCAUAUAUUUUCAUUUGCUGUGGUAAAAUGUGAAUAAGCCAGCAUCCCUGAUUGAGAGUUAAAGUACUAAAGUGUGCAUUAGAUCUUUAAUUUAAAAAUAUGUCAAAGAUUCAGAAAUAUAAGAGGUAAAUGAUCUCAAAUCUACAAAGGUAUUUUGAGUUUUUGCUACAUUAUUAAAAGCUUGAAUAUGUACUUCAGUGCAUUAUGACCCAAUUUUAAAGAGGGGCUUAGCUUUAUGUUCUUUGAGUUAUACCACCCUCUUGAGAUAUGAAAGAAGGGUGUUUAUGUGUGUUGAUGCAUGCAGUUUGUUUUUUCUUCUCUGUAUCCCUCUUAUGCCCCAGUCACCUUUUUUCCCCUUCUCUUCCCCUCUCCCAUUCUCUUUCACUUUCUUCCUUUGUCUUUCUCUUACUCACACCCACUGUAAUGAAAGUUUAAGUUACCUAAGACUCAUUGAGUCAAAGUACAGACCACAUUAGAAAAAUGCAUUCUGAUUUCUUUUAAUUCAGAUGUAUAUUGUCAUCAAAUAUCAUUAUAUUUAACUUUGCUGCUAGAAACAAAGAACCACUGUUUUGAUACAACAAGCUUUUAUGUUUCUAAUAAAAGUCAAAUAUUCCAUUGGACAUUGAUUGUUCCUGCAUUUUCCACUCCCUGAUGCAGUGAUGAUGUAAAACAGUCUUUAAAUAUAAAGCUAUAAAAUUUAUUUUUCAGGGAUUGCUUGUGCAGGUAUGUAAGAAGAGGAGUGGGGAGAGAGUCAGAGAUCAAGUAAAUCUCAAAUGUUACAAAAAAAAA
Molecule: messenger RNA, 9796 nt
Organism: Pomacea canaliculata
Lineage: Eukaryota; Metazoa; Mollusca; Gastropoda; Architaenioglossa; Ampullariidae
Exons: 14
Coding region: 172-1623 (483 amino acids)
Source: RefSeq, a predicted model, not a curated record